Molecule: messenger RNA, 2473 nt
Organism: Clunio marinus
Lineage: Eukaryota; Metazoa; Arthropoda; Insecta; Diptera; Chironomidae
Source: the annotation of a GenBank genome assembly
AUGUUUCUCUUAUUCGUUUUCUUUUCUGCAGGUGAAAUGACAUCGGAUUUCUUUAGAAUUGUAAACGAAGCACGCUCUCAUUCACUCGGCCCAUUCUCACCAUCGUUCAACAUCCAAACGUGCUUAUUGGAAGGCAUGUCCCGGCAUUUGCCACCAGACGCACAUUUGCGUGUUAAUGGAAAGCUUCACAUCUCGUUAACGCGAGUUUAUGAUGGGAAAAGUGUGAUCGUAUCGCAAUUUAAUAGCCGUGAAGAUCUUCUUGAUGCUCUUUUGUGUGCUUGCUUCAUUCCUGGAUUUUCUGGGAUUUUACCACCAAAAUUCCACGGCGUUCGUUACAUGGACGGAGCUUUCUCAGAUAACUUGCCAACACUUGAUGAGAACACAGUCACUGUCAGUCCAUUUGGUGGUGAAUCUGACAUUUGUCCUCGUGAUGACACCGCACAAAUAUUUCAUGUCAACCUCGCCAACACAAGCAUUGAAUUAUCAAAAGAAAAUAUUCAUCGCUUUAUGCGAAUUCUUUUUCCACCAAAGCCAGAAAUUCUUUCGAAUAUGUGUCAGCAAGGAUUCGAUGAUGCGCUUCACUUCCUUCAUCGUAAUCAUCUGAUAAGCUGUACGAGAUGUUUAGCAAUUCAAUCAACAUUCAUUCUUUCGAAUCGAACACCUGAACAUUAUGAUCCGGAAUGUAAAACAUGCUCGUAUCAUCGUGGAACAGCGCUUGAUGAUAAUUCAAUGCCUGACACAGUUCUCAUUGCCAUGGAGAAGUACAUUAUGAAGAAAUCAAACAAAGGAAUGCUCAGAUGGUUCCAACAACCCGCACUUUAUCUUCUCAGAACGUUCUCAAUUCCCGCUAUAAUGCCAGUUGACUUUGUGUACGCAUCACUCACCAAAAUUUUGGCAUCUGCACCGACAGUCAAGAACACUGUUUGGGGACUCACAAGAUUCGUUUUGGAUAAUCUUCAUCAACUUUUGAUUCCACGACAAGAUAGCUUCCUUGAAAUGGACGGAUUUUCAGAUAAGAUUAAAUCAAUGUACGAGGAAGAUCCAAUUUUGAAGCAAUUUCAAAAUGUUGGUCAUCGUCGUUCAAUUGUUGAUCUCUCAACGGCAAGUGACAAUGAUGAGCCACCAAACUUUGAGAUUCGAGGUAAUAUUUUAUCGAGAAGAAACAGCGCGGUUCCUUCAGUUGCAAGUUCACAUCACAAUGCUAUGUCAUCACAUAGUAUUAGCUCACAUGACGAAGUGAAUAAAUUGGAUCAUGUGGCAACAAAUGCAGCUCAUCAUGACACUCUUUACUCGUAUCAUUAUUUGGAUGAAACUGAUAAAACUAUGAAGUUCACCAAAAUCUUAGACGUUACCGACGACGAAGAGUUGACAAAUCAACAAGAGCUCCACCAAGAUCAAAAUCUCAAUGAAAAUCAUGACAAUCCAAUGAUAAAUCGAUUCGAUUUUGAAGAUGUUGAUGAAGAGCAAGACAUGAUUGAACACGACAUUGCAGUUCUUUUACCAGAAUCAAAAGAAAUGAUGACUGAUUGGAUGUGCGCAGAGAUUAAAGUCGAUGAGAUUGUUAGUGAUGCCUUGGAGCAUGAUGAUAAUCUCUUGAAUUCAUCACAAACACACAGCUCAUCAUCAAUUGAAUCAAUGGACUCAUUUUAUAAGCCAGAAGCUGAUCAAAGUGAACAUGAACAAAUUUUAACUGAACAAAUCGUCAACGCUUUAAGACGUGAAAUCAAAGAAAAGUUAACCGACAAUCAAAUGUGUCAGAACUGAAAAUUUUCUUUUAAUUAAUUACCUUAAGCUACCUCACUUUACUCGAAAUCUUCGCGUUUUUAUUUUCAUUUCAAUCAAUCAAUCAAACAUGUAUUGCUGAUGAUAGCUAAUUAUUUAGUUCGAAUUUAUUUUUUGUUUGAUUUUAAAGAAUUAAGAAAAAGUUUUCCACAAGCUUUUGACAGAUCAUCACUUUCAACAAGUUUUUGCUUCUUUUCUUCCAUAUUUAAGAUUAAGACAUAAAAAAGAUAAAUAAGUUUAAAGAAAUCGACUUUAAAGUCACAUAAAAAAUGAUACCGAAGUGUACUUGUGAUAGAAAAUGUAGGAAAAUAAGAAUAAUUGACAAUUUAAUUCGCCAUGAGCAAUUAUCAAGAAAAAAAGAGAGAAAAAUUCUUAUUUUGUUACAAAAGUAAAGAAAAAUAUUUAAAAGUUGUUUAAUUGGAGAAAGUUUGUUGUGUCUUCAUUCAUACAGACAAUAAUUGAAGGAAGAAAAAUCAGGAGAAAAGUUCUGAUCAUUUAAAUUACUUUUUAAAAUUAUGAAACAUUAACCAGAACGAAACUUUCAAUGGUUAGCUACAUCAUCAAGUUGAUAAUCUUCACAACUCUAUUAAAAAUGAAACUUUGAUAUUAUUAAGAGUAAUAAAAAUUUAUUUUUAAAGUGUACGAAUUAUAUUUUUAUGAUAUAAUAAAAGAAGCUAAAAUUCAUUUUAAU